This is a messenger RNA of Tarenaya hassleriana, 1536 nucleotides long. RefSeq names its product protein FATTY ACID EXPORT 3, chloroplastic-like. The transcript is spliced from 6 exons. The record is from RefSeq and is a predicted model, not a curated record. NCBI's taxonomy places the organism in Eukaryota, Viridiplantae, Streptophyta, Magnoliopsida, Brassicales, Cleomaceae. Gene Ontology annotation, cellular component: membrane. The coding region runs from base 208 to 1194 and encodes 328 amino acids.
AUCCAUUCAGUGGGGCCCACUCUUCACGCGACGUCGUUUGCUUUCUCCCACUGCCCUCCUCCCCUCCCCCAGCAAGAAUUCCAUUUCCUUCCUCCGUAGUUGUCAGUUGAUGCUAUGCUUCUUCUUUCCCCCUGGCAACUGAAUCCCUAAAGCCCAAUCUCUCAUCACGCCGCCGAGUUCUCUCCGUCGCUUGCGGUGUCGUUUUCAAUGGAGUUGAUGUCCCUCAGCAACCUUAACCCUAGUUCUCUGAACAGAGCUCUUCCUACUCCGCCUGUCACGCUCUAUGCUUCAUCGUCUCUGCCCCUCCAUCUGCCUCUUAAUCGAUGUCGUUUCAGAGUCCCGAAGUUGGCUCGAGCCCUCGUCCCUUCGGCAGUUCCUGGAUUCAGCUUUUGCUAUCCAUAUUCUGAAGAGGCCUCGCUGAAUCGAUCCUUCGUUGCUUUCGCUGCCUCUCACGAGGACUCGAAGCAUUCGGAGAUUGAAGUGGAGAAGGAGAAGAGUGACAUUGAUGCAGAAGAUGAGGUAUCCCAGGAAGCGUGGAAACAAGCUUUUGCUUCUUUCAAAGAGCAGGUAUUGAAAAUGCAAAGCGUGUCGCUGGAAGCCUACAAGGUUAACUCUCAGAAAGCCAUGGUUGUCUUGAAGGAAACCUCCGAGCAGCUCAGAAUUCAAGCAGAAAAGGCGAAACAAGAUUUGGGUGCACUAGCAAAAGAGAUUGGUGAAGAUGGCAAAGAAUACAUUUUGAAAGCAGCAGAAGAUUCACCUGCAGAAGUGAAAGAGGUCAUUGAAGCUUUUGCCUCUGUUGACGAUCUCAAAGAUGUUUCUCGAGUAGAUGACUUUCACAUUGGAGUACCUUAUGGUCUGCUUCUGUUUGUGGGGGGCUUUCUUUCCUUUAUGGUAACUGGCAGCAUUGCCGCAAUUAGGUUUGGAGUCAUUCUCGGUGGAGCUAUUUUUGCAUUAAGCCUAGCAAGUCUAAAGUCUCAGAAGAAAGGAGAAUCAUCUACGAAGUUCUUAAAAGGACAGGCAGGUAUAACGACAAUCAUAUUUUUGAGAGAGUUGCAGUUGCUGUUAUCUCGGAGAUGUGGGUUCCUGGGCCCUGUGACUACCCUUAUUAGCGGUGGUGUAUUAGCGUUUCUCGUAUACAAGAUUGCAAACAACAAGGGUAAAGGAACAAACUUAGAAGGCAGAGCAGAAAACUGAUGACAUCCUUCCAGAGGUGGGUAAUGGAAUUGUCGGAGACGGCGACAGUUACAAAGUGAAGAAAAAGUUCAAGAAGCGUGUUAAGUGACUCACUCAGGUAAUAAUAAUGAAGUGACUUCACAAGAUCGCAUCUUUUGAUGUGCGUUGGGAGCAUUGCUUUGAUUGUUGUUAUCUCCUCCCCUCGUUGUCCUGUCGUACGCUACCAAAUUUCACUGUGUUCCGUGCAGCGAUCUCUAAAUGUUCCCUUGAAUAUCUUUUUUUUUUUUAAGAUUUCCUUCUAGGUUAAGGUUAGGAUUAGAGGAUUCAUAUGCAUAGGAUCAAGUUUCAUGUUUUUUGUCUUAA